UCUCUCUCUCUCUCUCUCUCUCUCACACACACACACACACACACACACACAGUCUCUCCCUCUCACUCCCACACAGCUUGAAGAAGAUGUCAAGAAGAGUAUCUGCUUCUUCCAUUAUUGGACGAAGAGGAAGAAGAAGAAUUGCUGAUCAUAAUUGUCAAAAAGGUACAAUAUUUCCCUCUCUAAUUAAUCAUCCCUCUUCAUUCUUAUUUCCUCUGUUUCGUUCUCUCUCUACUACCCGAAGCCCUAGUUCUUCUCCUGUUCGAUGCAAUGAUCUUCAAGACGCUGUAAAUUCGUUCAAUGGCAUGAUCCAAAUGCGACCUUUGCCCCCUAUUUCUCAAUGCACUAAAGCUUUACGACCUAUUUUGAAAAUGGGUCAUUACGACAUCGCACUUCGUCCUAUUGGGAAAUUGCAUUUUCUAGGCAUUCAGGUCGAUAUCUACACCUUCAGCAUUGCUAUUAACUGUUAUUGCCGCCUGAAUCAAGUCGAUUUUGGAUUCUCUCUUUUGGGUACCCUCUUCAAAUGUGGUUAUACACCCAAUGCAACUACCUUCAACACUUUGUUAAAUGGACUUAUUUUGGACGAUAAAACCCCUGAAGCUGUAGAGUUAUUUAAGAAAUUAAUGAGAACGAGAGAAAUUGAACCCGACGUGGUUAUGUAUGGAACCAUUGUUAAUGGGCUCUGCAGAACGGGGAACACUAUUAGGGCUGUUAGUUUGCUUAGGAUAAUGGAAGAGGGAAGCUGUAAACCUGACACUGUAGUUUAUAACACGAUCAUUGAUAGUCUUUGCAAGGAUAGAAUGGUGGAUGAUGCUACGAAACUCUUUUCUAAAAUGCAUGAAAAGGGUAUUUUCCCAGAUGUUGUCACUUAUACUUCUUUGAUUCAUGGCCUAUGUAAUUUUGGCCAGUGGAAGGAGGCUACUGAAAUGUUCAGAGAAAUGUUGGAUAGUGGUAUUGCUCCAAAUGUUCUUACGUAUAGUGUGUUGUUAGAUGCAUGUACUAAGGAAGGGAAGAUGAAAGAGGCAGAGGGGGUACUUGAAGUCAUGACACAAAGAGGUGUGGAUCCUGAUGUAGUCACAUACAAUGCUCUAAUGGAUGGAUAUUGUUUUCAAGGACAAAUGGAUGAAGCAAUCAGAGUGUUCAAUACCAUGGUGGAUAGGGGCCUUCACCCUGAUGAUUUUAGCUAUACCAUUCUAAUCAAUGGAUAUUGCAAGAAGAUGAAAAUAGAUGAGGCCAUGCAUCUUUUUCGAGCGUUGCCUCGAAGGGAGUUGAAACCUAACAAUGGAACUUUCAACGCUAUGUUAUGGGGUUUGUUUCAAACAGGUAGAUGUGGAGCUGCUCAAAAACUUUUCAAUGAUAUGCAAGCUGUAGGCGUAAAUCCAAAUUCUCAAACUUAUGGUAUCUUAUUGGAUGGGUUGUGCAAAAAUGGGCAUAUUUCUGAAGCAUUGUCAUUAUUCCACAUGAUGGAAAGGAAUGGUUUAGAUCUUAAUGUUGUUAUGUACAAUAUUCUCAUUGAUGCAUUCUGCAAGGAUAAAAAGCUUGAUACUGCAAGGGCUCUUUUCAAUAGCCUUGCUUCCAAGGGAUUAGAUCCUAAUGUUAAGACAUACACUAUGAUGAUACAAGGCCUUUGUGAAGAAGGCCUACUAAAUGAAGCUACAAAGUUGUUUGUUAAAAUGGAACAUAAUGGUUGUUUUCCAAAUGAUGUCACUUACAACACUAUUAUCCGAGGAUUUAUUGGACAACACAAGUGCUAUGAGGCAUUAAUACUUGUUGAGGAAAUGGUUCAAAGGGGUUUUUCGGUAGAUGCAUCCAAUUCUUCCUUGAUUGUAGAUAUAUUGUCAACUAAAGGACAAGAUCCUACUCUCCGAGAAGUGAUAAAGAAGUUCAUGCCAAAAGAUAGCCAUGGAAUGCAUGAUAUUGAGUAAAUUUCUUUAGCUAUGCAGUCCAUAUCGCCACAGUACCAAGCAACCUCAUUCACAAGAAGUGGUGCUGACAUAAUUCAAUGGCAAGAGCAAAUACUUGUUGAAUUGACAAUUGUUCCUUUUAUUGUAUAAAAACCUAUCAUUGUUUGAUUCUUUUAGCUUAGGUCAUAGAGGAGCAACAUCCAUCGAAUUUUGUUACAGCAGUUGGGUGCUAAUUUGGGAGAUUAGUCGGAUCCUUGAUGGAGUUGUAAAGGCUGUAUAAUCUUGGACCAGGAACAAUUUCUUGUUGAAUCCAGAAAUUUCUGAGGUAUUUGCAGUUGUAGGAGCUUGGUCUUCGUUGUUUGUUUUUCCUACAAGCCAAGAGUCAAAGUUUAAUUCAGCAUCAUUACAUCCCAACAGGUUAAGAAGAGAGAACAAAUGUUAAGAAAAGCAAAGGUUGCUGUCCUGAUACACCGUGAAAAGAAGCUAAUUGCCCAGACAUAGCUACAAGAAAGCUUAAAAGCAUUUUCGGGAACAAAGUUGUACAAGCAACUCAAGUCUAAUGCUGACAAAGCUCAGACCAGUUUUACUUCCAGUAGCUGAGAAACAGCAUUUAGCAACAGAGUUCCAUACCUGGAAAGUUUACUUGUCUUGUUGUGGAAUACCAUAAAGUUGCACACAAAUUUUUAUGUAAAUCUGAAUUCCGAGUUGGCUCAUUUACAUGGAUGUUUAGGUUUCCAAAGCUUGUUAAUACAGUGGCUAUUUGAUGUUUACACUGUAAUGUGGUGGUUCAACGAGCCUAUAUUUGAAACUGUCUUUUGAGCCAAUCUUUUUUAACAAAUUUCAAGACUACUAUAUAUUAUUCAUCUUGUUCUUCAUUGCUCUUAAA
Molecule: messenger RNA, 2790 nt
Organism: Camellia sinensis
Lineage: Eukaryota; Viridiplantae; Streptophyta; Magnoliopsida; Ericales; Theaceae
Molecular function (GO): mRNA binding; protein binding
Source: RefSeq, a predicted model, not a curated record